GUGAAGAACUGCGAAGCACAUGGUGCCCAAGCUGUGCUGCUCUACUGGGAACCACAUGAUGCUAAGGAUGAUAUUGAUGCUCCAGUAGAUGCCAGUUACAUCCCCUUUGUCUCAUCAGUCACAUACUCUACAGAGUCAACAAUUUGGAGACCUUCAAUUCCUUGCCAGACCAUUUCAUCGAACCAGGCCAAAUUAGUGUUGUCAUUGCUGUAUCAAGCUAACAACAGCAGGGCAGCUCCUGACUCCUGGCAGGGUUCACUUGUGACAUCUUAUUUUCUUGGUGGACAAAAUUCUGAUAGUCUUAUGGUUCAUCUCUCAGUUUUUAACAAACCUGAAAAGCAGAGAAUUCAAAACUUUGUUAGUACAGUGCAGGGAACCGAUGAGCCAGAUCGUUAUGUCAUUGUUGGAGCUCCCCGGUCCUCCUUGCCUGGCCAGUCACAGGAUGCAGUGGCCAGCACUUCUGUCUUGAUCCAGUUGGCUCACAGUUUCCACUACAUGUACAACCAGCACCAAUGGAAGCCUAGAAGGGGUGUCAAGCUGAUUUCUUGGGGAGGAGCUGAGUUUUCCAACAGUGGAAUGCUUCAUUAUAUCAAUAAUUACCAUUUACUGCUGAAUAGACGAGCUGUGGCAUAUUUUGAUCUGAGCCAGCUGGCCGUUGGAAAUGGAUCAAUUGUAGCCAACAUUCCUCCUGGAAUCCACCAGCUAGUUACAGCAACAACCUUUGAUGUCCCAGAUCCUAGAAAUGCUGAACAGACGCUGCAGAUGAGUUGGAAUCAGCUUGUGGAGAAGGACAAACACUUGAACCAACAGGAUAUAAUCCCUUUGGAGAGUUACCAUAGCGACAGUACCCAUAAUCCUUUUCUACAUGUUGUGGGCAUUCCUGAAGUGAAACUUCAAUACAGAGCGCCACCCGGAAGCCAGAAUUCUGUACAAGCAAUGACCUCAGAAGACCUCGGCCACCAUUACAAAUUUCACAUGACAGUGACUCACAUCGUAACAAAAACCUUGCUAACAAUUAUAGAUAAUGAACUUUUACCUUUGAACCUUUUAAAUGAAGCCAGCGCCAUACAGGCAGCGAUGUGGCAGACUUUAGAUGUUCUGGAUCAUUGUUACCCGGACAUGGAUCAUUUCAAUCCAGUGACCACACUGAGUGAAGACCUCCUGAAAACUGCUGAAGAUUUUCGAGAAGUGGCCAGCAUGUUUGUGAAAAGAUUUGACAAACCAGGAGUCAGAAUGGUCAAUGACAUCAGCAUGUCGUUUCAGCAAUUCUUUCUCAAGAACAAUAAUGGAUUAUCUCAACACAUCCUCUAUCCAGCCUUGGCUGAUGGCACUUUGAUGAAAGCCUUAGAUUUGUGUGAAGUUCUGGAAGUAACUCAGGAAAGAAAUAUUACAACAGAAUUGGCAGAAUCUCUUACCAGAGCCCUGAAAGAUGCAAUGACACUCUUACAUUUCAGUGCAUAG
Molecule: messenger RNA, 1461 nt
Organism: Candidula unifasciata
Lineage: Eukaryota; Metazoa; Mollusca; Gastropoda; Stylommatophora; Geomitridae
Source: the annotation of a GenBank genome assembly